CUGAACAAUGUCCCCCAAACCAGUUCCUCCUCCCAGAGCCCACAAGGGGUCCUCAGAUCCAAAGCAUUAUUCACCACACCCCUCCAUCCUGUGAGGUUUCUAGACCAAGCAUACUUCUGGAAGGAUGUGAGAUUUGGAUCCAGAGACCAAGGUCAACAGCUAGGCUCUGCCAUUAGCCCUCAAGGUGGCUGGCCCCGCCCCUCAUCAGCCUCUGUGUUCGCAUCUGCUAGGGGGGAGGGCAGGUGAGGGUGAGGACCUGCAGAGACAGCCUGACUCAAAGCCAGCUCUGCAGCUGAGGGGCAUCCCCCACCCCAGUCAAAGACUCCAUCCUUCUAGGUCCUGACUCCUUGCUCACAGUUCACAUCCAAGUCUUCAGCAAAUCCAUCGGAAUCUGAGCGCUUUCUGCACCCCACCCCCAACUGUGGUUCAAGCCGCCCCUUGUCACACCUGGACUAUGCCGGGGUCUCCUUGCCGCGCUCCCUGCAGCAACAGUGUACUCUCAACAGAGCAGCUCGAGAUGAAGAUGAGACGCUACAAGCUCUUUCUCAUGUUCUGUAUGGCCGGCCUGUGCCUCAUCUCCUUCCUGCACUUCUUUAAGACCCUGUCCUAUGUCACUUUCCCCCGGGAACUGGCCUCCCUAAGCCCGAACCUCGUGUCCAGCUUCUUCUGGAACAAUGCCCCCGUCACGCCCCAGGCCAGCCCGGAGCCGGGCAGCCCUGACCUGCUGCGAACGCCGCUCUAUUCGCACUCGCCCCUGCUGCAGCCGCUGUCUCCGAGCAAGGCCACCGAGGAGCUCCACCGGGUGGACUUCGUGCUGCCCGAGGACACCACCGAGUACUUCGUGCGCACCAAGGCGGGGGGCGUCUGCUUCAAACCGGGCACCAAGAUGCUGGAGAGGCCCCUCUCGGGGCGGCCCGAGGAGAAGGCCGAGGGCGCCGAGGGCUCCCCGGCCCGCGGCCCGGCCCGGCACCUGCUGAGCACCCGCGAGCGCCCGGGGGCCCGCGGCCCGCGGCGCAAGUGGGUGGAGUGCGUGUGCCUGCCGGGCUGGCACGGGCCGAGCUGCGGCGUGCCCACCGUGGUGCAGUACUCCAACCUGCCCACCAAGGAGCGCCUGGUGCCCCGCGAGGUGCCGCGGCGCGUCAUCAACGCCAUCAACAUCAACCACGAGUUCGACCUGCUCGACGUGCGCUUCCACGAGCUGGGCGACGUGGUGGACGCCUUCGUGGUGUGCGAGUCCAACUUCACGGCCUACGGGGAGCCGCGGCCGCUCAAGUUCCGCGAGAUGCUGACCAACGGCACCUUCGAGUACAUCCGGCACAAGGUGCUCUACGUCUUCCUGGACCACUUCCCGCUGGGCGGGCGGCAGGACGGCUGGAUCGCCGACGACUACCUGCGCACCUUCCUGACCCAGGACGGCGUGUCGCGGCUGCGCAACCUGCGGCCCGACGACGUCUUCAUCAUCGACGACGCCGACGAGAUCCCGGCCCGCGACGGCGUGCUCUUCCUCAAGCUGUACGACGGCUGGACCGAGCCCUUCGCCUUCCACAUGCGCAAGUCGCUGUACGGCUUCUUCUGGAAGCAGCCGGGCACCCUGGAGGUGGUGUCGGGCUGCACGGUGGACAUGCUGCAGACGGUGUACGGGCUGGACGGCAUCCGCCUGCGCCGCCGCCAGUACUACACCAUGCCCAACUUCCGGCAGUACGAGAACCGCACGGGCCACAUCCUGGUGCAGUGGUCGCUCGGCAGCCCCCUGCACUUCGCCGGCUGGCACUGCUCCUGGUGCUUCACGCCCGAGGGCAUCUACUUCAAGCUCGUGUCCGCCCAGAACGGGGACUUCCCCCGCUGGGGCGACUACGAGGACAAGCGGGACCUCAACUACAUCCGCAGCUUGAUCCGCACCGGGGGCUGGUUCGACGGCACGCAGCAGGAGUACCCGCCGGCCGACCCCAGCGAACACAUGUACGCCCCGAAGUACCUGCUCAACAACUACGCCCAGUUCCGCUACCUGCUGGACAACCCCUACCAGGAGCCCAAGGGCACCGCGGAAGGUGGGCGGCGGAACAGGGGUCCCGAGGGAAGGCCACCCGCCAGGGGCAAAUUGGAUGUGGUUGAAGGCUAAGGCUGCAUGAUCUUAGAGGGCCGGUGGCAGGUGGGGGGAGUGGCGGCGGCCCCCCCUGAUGCUUCCCUGCCUCCCUCUGCUGUCUGGCUGGUUCUUGAGAGGACCGGGAGUGGAUGGGCGGAGGAGUCUUCCCUGCUCAGGCCCUUGGGAAUCAAGCAAGGGUCAGGCCUGUGAGCUCACAAAACAUCCUUCCUUCCUCAUCGGGAGAGGGGAGUCGGGCCCCUCCGUCCACCAGGAGUGCUGUGGCUGGGAGGUGCCAGCGGAGAGUGCAUGAUGGUUACUGGGUG
This is a messenger RNA of Nyctereutes procyonoides (raccoon dog), 2406 nucleotides long. It is a transcript of the gene MGAT3, whose product is annotated as beta-1,4-mannosyl-glycoprotein 4-beta-N-acetylglucosaminyltransferase. Gene Ontology annotation, molecular function: beta-1,4-mannosylglycoprotein 4-beta-N-acetylglucosaminyltransferase activity. The record is from RefSeq and is a predicted model, not a curated record. NCBI's taxonomy places the organism in Eukaryota, Metazoa, Chordata, Mammalia, Carnivora, Canidae. Gene Ontology annotation, cellular component: membrane. Gene Ontology annotation, biological process: protein N-linked glycosylation; N-acetylglucosamine metabolic process. The transcript is spliced from 2 exons. Bases 455 to 2119 code for a protein of 554 amino acids.